Molecule: messenger RNA, 2224 nt
Organism: Peromyscus leucopus (white-footed mouse)
Lineage: Eukaryota; Metazoa; Chordata; Mammalia; Rodentia; Cricetidae
Product: serine/threonine-protein kinase PLK1-like
Biological process (GO): mitotic cell cycle; protein phosphorylation; regulation of cytokinesis
Cellular component (GO): centrosome; cytoplasm; spindle pole
Molecular function (GO): protein serine/threonine kinase activity; ATP binding
Source: RefSeq, a predicted model, not a curated record
ACAGUUCAGCAGACAGGGCACCUGCUAUGAGUUGGAAUCCCCAGAAGCCACUUCAAAGCCAGAGGAAGGUGUUAGAUCCUCACAGAACAAUGAGGCACAGGUGAACCACAUGAGCACUCUGGCUGAGAAGAAACCAGGACCAAAUCUGGUCAGGCUGACCAUCUCUGCGUAUCCAAUUAGUUCUUGGUUUCCCAGCUAUCCCAUGAGCAUUCAAUCCUCAAGUCCCCGCCCAUCAAGUUUCUUGCUCACAAGAUACAGGUUUUAAAGGGAGCUGCACCAUUAGAGCACCCACAUGAUGCAGAGUGCUGGGUGGCUUCCGUUUUAAAUCCCCGUGGCCAACCAGCAACGCGCAGGCUUUUGAAAGAUUUCCCAGCACCUUGUUUGAAUUCCAGGGGGAGCAGAGCAAGUUUAGGAACAUGAAAGCAGCAGCCAAAGCUGGAAAGCCGGCUCUAGCACCAGCCGACCUCCGGAAAGCCAGGGUCCAGGGAGAUGCAGGUCCCAGUGCCCCAGUGGCGGCCCCACUGUUGAAAGAGAUUCCAGAGGUCUUAGUGGACAAAUGCAGCAGGCGCCUUUAUGUAAGGGGACGCUUUCUGAGUAAAGCAGGCUUUGUCAAAUGCUUUGAGAUCUCAGACCAAAACACAAAGGAGGUGUUCGCAGCCAAGAUCGUGCCUAAGUCUUUGCUCACACCCUCCCAGAAGGAGAAGCUGUCCAAAGAGAUUUCCAUUCACCGCAGCCUCUCACAUCAACACGUCGUAGGCUUCCACAAUGUUUUCGAAGACAGCGAAUUUGUGUUUGUGAUUUUGGAACUUUGUCGGGAGAGUUCCCUCCUGGAGCUGCACAAGAGGAGGAAAGCCCUGACCCAGCUGGAGGCGCGCUACUACCUAAGGCAGAUAAUCCUGGGCUGCCAGUACCUGCACCACAAUCAGGUCAUUCACGGGAACCUUAGGUUGAGCAACGUCUUCCUGAACGAGGAUCUGGAGGUGAAAAUAGGGGGUUUCGGGCUGGCAACCAAAGUGGAAUAUGAAGAGGAACAAAUGAAGACCUUUUGUAGCCCCCAGAACUUCGUAGCUCCCGAAGCGGUGAGACUGGGAAGUUUUGAGGAGGAUGUAUGGUCCAUCGGGUGCAUCAUGUACACCUUGCUAGUGGGCAAGCCACCUUUUGAGACCUCAUUCGAAAAAGAAACCUAUCUCCGGAUGAAACCAAAUGAAUACAGUGUUCCCAAGCACAUCAAUCCCGUUGCUGCCUCCCUCAUCCAGAAGAUGCUUCAGGCAAAACCCACUGCGCCCACCAUUGAGGAGUUGCUCAAAGAUGAGUUCUUCACUUCUGGCUAUAUCCCUGCCCGUCUGCCCAUCACCUGCCUCACCAUCCCACCAAGGUUGUCAGUAGCUCCCAGCGGCCUGGACCCCAGCAGCAGGAAGCCUCUCAUGGUCCUCGAGAAAGGUGAAGCUUGGUCUUGUUAGGGUAGACUGCAGAGAGCCCAGAUUUCCAGGGUGCAUUUCGGGGUGCAUGCACCUUACUCUGCCCCCAGAGGUGGGUCCUCUCCUUGAGGUCUGGUCCCUGGGUUCUUCUGACUCUUGGGCUUGGCAGGAAGAACAGACUGAAUCAACCCAUUUGAUCUGAUAAGGAAAAAAAUGGACUGAACACCAAGCCCAGGAAAUUCUUUUUGAUUACUUUUAAAAGUCUCUAUUGUCUCUUUUGCAUGUUUUGUUGAAUGCUGGAACUUGUCAGGUAUAGACAUGGAGUAUAACACGGCACCCAUCCUCAGUUCUCAUUCUCAGCCAUGGUUCACUCUGUACCUUCACCCCUUUGAGUGCUUGUGUUUUGUCUGUCAGGAGCAGGUCUUUCAUUGUCACCAGGCUGCUCUGGAGUCAGUCCUCCUGCCUAGGGCUCUGGAUUACAGGUUUGUCAGCACAUCUCACUUUUGAAAUGUCACUACAGCCAACUCCAGCAGUCUGCCAUUUUAUACUUAAACUAAAGUACAUCUGUGAGUUCGAGGCCCGCCUGGUCUAUAGAGCGAGUACCAGGACAGCCAGAGCUGUUAGAGAAACUCUGUCUGAAAAAAGAAAACAAAGGAUUAAAUAGGUAGAAGAAUGAACAGGAAGCAUCUGACCCUCUUUUCCCAGUCUGUUUACAUUUCUUUUGAUGUUUUCAUCAUCAAUCCUCUAUGUGCUUCUCUUAACUGAUUGAGAGCAAACUUUGUUGUUUUUUUAAAAAAGGAUUUAUU